GGUUUUCAUUGCUCCCUUGCUCUCUUCCCCAGUGCUGAACGAGUUGCUAUUUUAAUGGAUCGUUCCCGGACCUCAGACAGCAGUGCCCAGCCUACAACACCAACUGACAACAUCAACCUUGGACCUUCUGCUAACCCAAAUGCCAAGCCAACAGACUUUGACUUCUUGAAGGUUAUUGGCAAAGGAAGCUUUGGAAAAGUUCUCCUGGCCAAACGCAAGUGUGAUGGGACUUUUUAUGCUGUGAAAGUCUUGCAUAAGAAAACCAUCCUAAAGAAAAAGGAGCAAAACCACAUCAUGGCAGAACGCAACGUGCUUCUGAAAAAUGUCAAGCACCCCUUCCUGGUGGGCCUCCAUUACUCCUUCCAGACCUCGGAGAAGCUUUACUUUGUGCUUGAUUAUGUAAAUGGGGGAGAGCUCUUCUUCCACUUGCAAAGAGAGCGUUGUUUCCGUGAGCCCCGUGCAAGAUUCUAUGCUGCAGAAGUUGCUAGUGCAAUUGGUUACCUGCAUUCCUUAAACAUCAUCUAUAGGGAUUUAAAACCUGAGAACAUCCUCCUGGAUUGCCAGGGACAUGUGGUGUUGACAGAUUUUGGACUCUGCAAGGAAGGAAUGGAGGAAGAGGAGACUACCUCUACGUUUUGUGGCACUCCUGAGGUAUGGCCCAUGUUGGAGCUCUGCUAUGAGCUGAGGGUGAGAACCUCCUUGAUACAGGGAGCCUGAUAACAUGGAAAUGAUCAUAUGUGAGACCAGACUUGAUGUGCUGCUUGUCCUGCAGGGCCACAUGAAUGCUUACCUGUUGCACCUGGGCUCUGAGUAGUUUCAUUGUUUUGGAUAGGUCUACUGGGUAUGGAAACUGCAACCAUCUCAAAACGACAGUGAGGGACAGGUUUGCUGUUGGUGGGUGGGCAAUCACUGUACAAACUGUUUCUAGAAAGAAAGCACUCUGUAGCCCAGGAAAACAAUUU
Molecule: messenger RNA, 962 nt
Organism: Meleagris gallopavo (turkey)
Lineage: Eukaryota; Metazoa; Chordata; Aves; Galliformes; Phasianidae
Source: RefSeq, a predicted model, not a curated record